Paramecium pentaurelia is the source of this 4227-nucleotide messenger RNA. NCBI's taxonomy places the organism in Eukaryota, Ciliophora, Oligohymenophorea, Peniculida, Parameciidae. The record is from the annotation of a GenBank genome assembly.
AUGGAUCAGAUUAAAAUAUUAUUAAGUCCAGUUUCUUACUUGAUUUUUAUAGAAAUUAACAUUGUCGCAAGUUUUGAAUUCUUUGAAUUUAAGAUAAUGUAUCAGAAGAAUGAUUUAUUAAUCAAUAAAUUAAUGGGAAUUUGCAGCUCUAAAAAAUCUGAUAAGGAAGCAGGAAUAUAAUUAUAAAUAGAGAAAACAGUAGCUGAAUAGAAAAAACUUAAAAUAGAAGAGGAGCUUUAAGUAUAGCAUUCAACAAGACGUUCAAUUUGUAAUUAAUUUUCUACACUUAACACAAAUGGAAAUGCUAUUACACUUCAUUAAGCUGAAUAAGAUGUUUAAGAAAAUUAAGAUGGUGAGCCAUAACAACCACAACAGUCAUAAUAAGCUAAAGCUUCAAAAAAGAAGCCUAGAUCAACAAAAGAUGAUGUAAAUUACUAUAGAAGAUCAGAUCAUGUACUCAAAGCCUUUUCUUUAGUAGUUGAAUUAACUUAAAAUGAACAAAAAAAAUAUUAUAAUAUUACAAUUGGAACAAAAAUAAAAGAUUGUGUACAUUAUGCUCAUGUAAAUGGAAUUUUGAUUACUCAAAAUGAUUUUGAACUUUUUAAUUUGCAACCAGAUACAUUUAAAGAAGCUAAUAAAUAUUCUCGAAUACCAACUUUUUUUUCUACUGAUAAUUAUUUUAAUAUCGAUAAAGAAAGUCCUAAUAGUUUUAUUUCUUUUGAUAAAUUAUUAAAUGUUGAAAGAAAGAUUGCAUUAAAAUAAACUCAUGUUAGAUCAAAGAAGAAAUAGAGCAUAAUAUAAGAAUAACAUUUAAAUUAAUAAAAAGAAGCUGACUUUAUUUUGACAUCGAAUUUAGAAAUGUUAGAAAUUAUAACUGUUGUUGAUAUUGAAUAAUAAUCAAGAUUUUUAAAUGUGUUAUUUCAUAUGAUCCUAUAACACUAUCAUUAAAAUCUAGAUUAAUAUUUAGUAUUUAUAAUAAAUACAACAUUUUUGUUUGAUAUACCUCCAUAAUUUGAUUAACCAAAUAUGUAUAGAUUGGCAUUGUUUUAUGAUAGUCUCUCUUAUUCUUUAAAAGAUCUGUAAUAGAUUUUAUUAAAUGAUAAAAGUGAAUUAAGUAGUUUCCUACAUAAAAAAUUGUCAUUAAAUUUAAUAGAGAUUCUUAUUAAUUGUUAUGAGAAAUAUCUUUAUAGACUUAAUUUUACUUUAUCUACAAUAUUUUAUGUUCCAAAAUAUAAAUCAUUUAAAUUAGAAUCCUUUGGUAGAAUGAAAACAUUAAUAGAAUUUGGUUAAAAUCCAGAAGUUGUUUUAAAGACUUUAGAGGAAAAGAAAUAUAAGACAUUUGCAAAAAGUUUUAAAAAAGAUUUAUUUGCAAUAACUGAUAUAAUAAUAUAUUUUAAAAGAGUUUAAAACUAAAAUUUAAGAUCCAUAACAACAACAAGAAAAAAGUAUUUUGUUAAUAUGAAGAAAAAUCAUUUAGAGAAUUUAGAAGAUGAAAAGAAUUAUUGUUUAUUAGCUGAGAAAUUAUUUUGUCAUGAUCAAGAUCGUUAUCUACUUGAAUUUCUUAAAAUGGCAAUAUAUUCAUAUGAAAAUACUGAUGUUGAUAAAUUGAUAUAAGAUAUCAAAUAAGUUACAAAUAGUCUUCAGAAAGAAUUAAAUGAUGUAGAUUUUUAAUAAGAUUCAAAGUAAUUUGAUUAAUAAGAUUAAAAUUAAGAAUAAUAAAAAUUAUCUAAUUCAAAUUCAGUUGAUUUAGAUGAUUUGAGUGAAGUUAAAUAAAUGGAAAGUUUUCCUGUGAAUAUUUGUGAAGAUUACAAAUCUAUUGCCUUAAAUAAAGAUAAACUUUCAGAAGUAGACUAAACUUAUUUAGAAAUAAUUUAUUAAUCUUUAUUAUAUAAUAAUAGAUUUUAAGCUUAUUAUGAGAAAUUUCAAAAUUUAUAGAAACCUAUCUUUUAAAAUUGUUAUGUGGAAAUUCUUAAUAUUUUCUAUUUUAUUAGACAAAUUCCAGAUGAUUCAUGGUAAGAAAAAUUAAAAAUGGUUUCUCAAAAAAUGGAUAAAGUUAUUGAUAUUAUUAAAACAAUUAAAGAUGAUAGUGUUGAUAAUUUUCAUAUUACUCUAUUAUUUUAAAUAAUGACAUUAUCUUAAAAGAAGCCAUUUGUAAUUUUAAAUUAAUUAUCAAAAUGUAUAUCUAAUCAAUUAAAAUAGAAAAUGUAAAUGGAUCAUAGAUUAAGGAGUUAAAAUUAAGCAAAAGGAUUGCUUGAAUAAAAAAAACAUGUAAUGUUAUAAGUUUGGUCAGCUUUAUCUUAUCUUAAUUCAGAUAAUUAUUUUUAAGCAAUUAGUAAAAUAUAAAAAGCUAUAGGAUUCUAAUUGAAAAAUUAACAUUAAGCAUCAUUAUCAUAUGGUUAUUCAUUAUUAGUCAGUGGUGAAAUUGCAAGAAUAAGUUUAGCACCAAUUUCAGCUAUGUUAAAUUUAGAGAUGAGUUUAGUAAUUUACAAUUAAUUCUUUCCAGAAUUCAAAUCUAUUGAAGAUUAAUAAGAUCUAUAAGAUAAAUCAGAAUAUAAUCCAUUUUAAAUAAGAUAUAAAGAUAUUAAAGUCAAAAAUUUAGCUACAAGUAAUAAAGCUAAAGUAGAGUUUCUACUUGGAAUGAGUUACUUUGAUAUACAUGAUUAAGAAAAUUCAUUAUUAUGUUUAAAAAGAGCUUAAGAAUUAAUGUUAAGAUCAUUUCAUAUUUAUGCAGAAGAAGUAGUGUUUUUAGUAUUAUAAUAAUUAUGGAUUCAUGUCUUAUAGGAUGAUAUAGGACAUGCUAUGAAUAUUGCAUUAUUUUAUGCUAAUGAUAUGAAUUAAUAAUAUAGAAAUGGAAGAGAAUUUAAAAAGAAGAUAAUUUCUAAAUUGUAAUUUAUAAUAGGAUCUAUUUUCGAAUUUAAUGGACAAUAUUUAAGUGCAAUAAGAUUUAUUGAACGAUCUAAUAGAACAUUAACUAAAGCUAAAGGUAAUAAUUUUGUAAUUCAAAUGCAUUAUUAAGCUAAGAAAAUAUAAAUAAUUUCAAAAUUAAAAGAAGCUUUUUUCAAAAUAAAAAGUAAAUAACAAGUAAGAUGUGAAUAAGAUUUAAGUUUAUUCUAAACAUUAAAUGAAGCUCUCGGUUAGACAUUUUAAACACUAUAUUUUAAAUAACCAAUUACUCUUAAAACUUCAGUGUUAUUGAAUAAGGUUGGAAAAUAGAUAAUUCAUAUUUAAGGUUUGAUGAGAACAGAUGGUUAAACAAAAGCUAUUAAAUUAUUAGGAGAAUUAAUUAAAGCUUUAAAUAAAAGUAAAAAAGAUGAAAUAUAUGGUUUGGUUUAGGAUAAGUAUCUUAUAUUAUCUUUGGAUAAAAUGAAUCCAAAAGAAAUUGAAGGAUAAAUUCAUAGUAUAAUAGAAAUUCAUGAUAGAUAUUUAUAAUUUCCAUUAAAAUAAAAUCAUGUACUUAAAUGCUAACUUAUAUUAUUGUGUGUAUUUUUGAAAUAGAAAAACACUAAUUAAAUAUUUGAUCAUUUCAAAAAUAUUGAAUAAACUAUUGAUGAAUUUUAGAAUAUCCUUUAAUGGAAAUCUUUAUCUUCUAAUAAUAAUGAUAUUUCUGUUCAAAAUAAAUUUGAGACUAUUGUAAGAAAAGGGAAAAUUGCUAUGGUUUAUUAAAUUGCAAAUGUUACAGAAUUAAUUGAACUUUUUAAUAAAUUUAAGAAAAAAAUAUUUGAAAAUCUAUAAAAUAGAGAUAAAUUUGUAGAUAUAGCAAAUUUAUUUUAGAAGAAGAUAAUCAAUUGUUAAGCUUUUUUAAAAUUAUUGGAAACAAAAUAAGAAUGUUUAUUAGGAAGUUAUUCUUAAGUUAAAAUAAUUAAUGAAGGAGAACAAGAAUUAUAAUAAUCAGAACCAGUAGUUACUAUUUAAAGAGAAAAUACUUAGUAAUUGAAAGUAAUAGAAUAAUCAACAGAAAUUGAUACAAAAGAUAAUUAAAAAUUGGUUUUUGAUUUGAGAAGUAUUGAAGAGUUAAUGGUAGAAAAAAAGUUAGCUCAUCAUAGAAAAGGGAAAACUUAAGAAGCAAUUUAAAAAAUUGAAGAAAAAAAUGAACAUGAAAAAAUGAAUAAAUCACAUAAAAGAAAUGAAACUGAAAUUACUGUUAAUAAUGCUACAAAAAAAAAGAAAAUUGAAUAUAAAAUAAAUCCAUUUCAAAGUACUAUGAAAAAACAAUAAAAAUUGCAAUGA